AUGAGUGAAAUAAUUGACUAAAGUAUUUUAAAGAAAUAUGAAAUUUUGACUAAAAUUGGGAAAGGAGCAUAUGGAAUAGUUUGGAAAGCUAAAGAUAUUAAGAGUUAAAAGAUAGUAGCCUUAAAAAAAGUUUUUGAUGCUUUCAACAAUCCAACCGACGCAUAAAGAACUUACAGAGAGGUUAGUCUUUUAAAAAAGUUAAAUCAUCCAAACAUUGUAUCAUUAAUUGAUACGUAUCCAGCUGAAAAUUAAAAUGAUCUAUACAUGGCUUUUGAAUACAUAGAAACUGAUCUUCAUGUCGCAAUUCGUGCUAAGCUCUUACAACCUCCUCACAGAAGAUAUAUAACAUAUUAAAUAUUCAAGGCUUUAAAGUACAUCCAUUCAUCAGGCAUGAUACAUAGAGACUUGAAGCCAGCAAACAUUUUAUUAAAUUCUGAAUGUCAGAUAAAAUUGGCUGAUUUUGGUUUGGCAAGAAUGGUCUCUACUUGGGAGGAUGAUAUAUUAACAGAUUAUGUAGCCACACGAUGGUUUAGAGCCCCAGAAAUUUUAUUAGGAUCAAAAUGGUAUUCGAUUGGAGUUGAUAUGUGGGCUAUGGGAUGUAUGAUGAGUGAAAUGAUAAUGGGUAAGGUGUUGUUUUCUGGUGGCUCAACAAUAAAUUAGAUAGAGAAGAUAAUUGAGGUUCUUGGUCCUCCUACUUAAGAAGAUAUCUCAAGUUUUGGAGGAUAAAAAUAGUUAUUUGAGAAAUUCUCCAGAAAUUAUAAAUUCACUUUAAAAUCCAUUUUGAAUUGUGGAAAUGAUGAAUUCGAUUUAAUUUCUAAGUUGUUAGCUUACAAUCCUAAUAAAAGAUUAAAUGCAAUAGAAGCGUUAAAUCAUCCCUAUUUUAGAGAGUAUCAUAAUCCUGAAGAGGAGAUCACAUUUUAAGGAUAAAUUAAAUUAGAGUUAAAAGACGAUAAAUUGUUUCCCAUUCAACUUUAUAGAGAUUUAUUAUAUAAAUAAAACAAAAAUUCUAAUAGAAUGAUGAAUUUAAUAUCUAAAUAAAAAAAAUUACUCUAACUUAUUGAAAGAAAAGAAAUAGAAAGUAUCAAGAAAGCAAAAAGUCAAUAAUAAUUAAUUUAAUAAUCUACCAAGAGCGCAUUUUUACAAAACAAAUCAACAAACAAUUUUGAAAAAAGCGUAAAUAAAACUGUUGCUCUACAAUAAUAAAAUAAUUAUACAAAGUAAUAACCAAAUUUGAAUAAUUUGAAAUAACAGUAAUUGUAGAAUAGGUUGAAAUAGAUUUGCUUAUCUUCACCUGAUAAAAUUGAAACUACUGUCUAAUCAAAAUCUCCUAAACAAUAGAUAUUAAUGCCACAAAGAUAAUUUAUGAAAACCACCCUCAAACCUAUAAUCAUAAACAAUUUAAUUGACACAUCACUCAGCCCUUAAUCAUUAUCCAAACUAUAAGCAAUAAAUUCAAUAACUCAAAUAUAAUUAUGA
This is a messenger RNA of Paramecium tetraurelia, 1476 nucleotides long. RefSeq lists its product as uncharacterized. The transcript is spliced from 3 exons. NCBI's taxonomy places the organism in Eukaryota, Ciliophora, Oligohymenophorea, Peniculida, Parameciidae. The record is from RefSeq and is a predicted model, not a curated record. Gene Ontology annotation, cellular component: cytoplasm; nucleus. Gene Ontology annotation, molecular function: ATP binding; MAP kinase activity. Gene Ontology annotation, biological process: protein phosphorylation; intracellular signal transduction.